Molecule: messenger RNA, 570 nt
Organism: Dendrobium catenatum
Lineage: Eukaryota; Viridiplantae; Streptophyta; Magnoliopsida; Asparagales; Orchidaceae
Product: zinc finger protein 3-like
Exons: 1
Coding region: 1-570 (189 amino acids)
Biological process (GO): negative regulation of abscisic acid-activated signaling pathway
Source: RefSeq, a predicted model, not a curated record
AUGUCAAACGUAGAAGAAGAAGUCAUACAAGGCAUGCAAUCUAAGGUUUUCAACUGCAACUACUGCCAUAGGGUCUUCACAACCUCACAAGCACUUGGCGGUCACCAGAACGGCCAUAGAAGAGAAAGAGAGCUUGUGAAGAGAGCUCAACGCCAUGCUCAGCUUCUUGCAAACCCAAUGCAUCAUCAUUCACUUCGGCUUACUAAUUCUCCUUAUAUCGACAGAAGAUCUUCUUUUCUUUAUGGUUUAGAAAGUGCUUCUCAUCAACUUCUUACACUCCCAUUGCCUCUAAUGAACCAUAAUCCUCUCUACUACCAACCUUAUUCUCUCCCAUAUGAGUAUUAUGGAGAGAGAAGGGGUGAAGUUAGGGUUUCUAGGUUUAAUGAAAUGCGUCAUGAACCAACUUUAAACGUGGGAAGAAAACCUUCUUCGAAUUCUACAUCUGUAAACUUGGAGUUGGCAUUGUUUAAGGGAAGUGAUAGUCAUGGAGAUCAUAUUGAUGGUAAGGAAAUUAGUGCAACAGAUGAAGAGAAGAAGAGUGAUGAAGUUGAUCUGACUCUCCAUCUUUGA